ACCUUAUCCCUCCCUACCCUCUUCCUCUGCCACCACCACUCGAGGAGCCUCCUCGGUGUCUCCCGAUCCGCCGCCGCCGCCUUCUCCGGCGAUCCGGCAGCCGCAUCCUGAACGCUCGCCUUCCCGUUGCCCCCGCCGCCUCGCCGCGGCGCCCUCACCGCCGCCCAGGCCUGACCUCCAAACCCGGGAAGCCACCCUCUCCUCCAUCCAUGGCGUCCGCCGCCGCCACCUCGUCGUCGGCGUCCCUUCGCCUCCUCACCAAGCCCCCCAAGCCCCUCCUCUCCAAGCCCCACCUCCUCACCCUCUGCGCCCCGGUCUCCUUCCAGCGCCUCGUCGCCAGGUCCAGCGCGUCGCCGACCCCGUCCCCCUCCGCCGCCGCCGCCGCCGCCGCCGCCUCGGGCUCCGGGGUCGAUCCGGCGCAGCUUCCCCCGGCGCUGCGCGACAUCGUGGCGCUCUUCCAGUCCGUGCCGGACCCGCGCACACGGUACAAGCAGCUCCUCGCCUACGCCGCGCGGCUGCCGCCCAUGGACCCGGCGCUCAAGACCGACGCCAACCGCGUCCGGGGAUGCGUCUCCCAGGUCUGGGUCCACGCUGCGCCGGAGGAGGGCGGCGCGCCGGGCAGGGUCAGCUUCCAGGCCGACUCCGACGCGCAGCUCACCAAGGGCCUCGCCGCGCUGCUCGUGCUCGGCCUCUCCGGCGCGCCGGCGCGGGAUGUCGCCAUGGUGCCCGUCGAGUUCAUCGAGCUGCUUGGGAUCAGGCAGAGCCUCUCGCCGUCCAGGAACAGCGGCCUGCUCAACAUGCUCAGCCUCAUGAAGCGCAAGGCCCUGGAGGUUGCCACCGGUGAGGUAACCACUGAGGAAAUUGGCAGCCAAGAAGUGGUCCAAGAGGUCGCUGAACGGCCUGCUGCGAAGGAGAAGGAACCCGAGUUUGCGGCUUUCGGUGCGCGAGAAGAAGAGGGUUCAGAGGUGCAUAGCCCACAGGAGGAACAAUUGGAGGAAAUGCCAGCUGAUGUGAUGGAAGGGAAUGGUGGUUUGGGGGGUGGGAGGCAGGAGAGGAUAAAGGAGAGCCUUGAGCGCGGGCUUUCGCCGGUGCAGCUCCAGAUCGAGGACAUAUCGCACCUCCAUAAGGGUCAUGCUGGGGUGUCAGGAAGCAAUGGCGAGACGCAUUUUAAUGUUCGGGUGGUCUCAGAGGCGUUUCAGGGGAAGAGCCUGCUCAAGAGGCACAGGGCUGUGUAUGAUCUUCUGCAAGAUGAGCUCAAGAAUGGGUUGCAUGCGCUCUCCAUUGAUGCAAAGACACCAUCAGAAGUCUAGGAGCUGACAGGAUACAAUGUAGAUAUAUUGGAGUUCACAGCUACCUGGAAUGCUUAAUUCCUUAUGUAAUAUAUAGUUUUCUGUAUGCUGCAAAUUCUAUGUUGUGCAUAAGUUAAACCAUGUUGGAAUGCUUGUAUGGAAACAGUUCUAUGCAAAGCUUGGAUGUCUCCACUGAUAAUGUUCUCUCAAA
This is a messenger RNA of Oryza sativa Japonica Group (Japanese rice), 1500 nucleotides long. Its product is annotated as sufE-like protein 1, chloroplastic/mitochondrial. Gene Ontology annotation, cellular component: chloroplast. NCBI's taxonomy places the organism in Eukaryota, Viridiplantae, Streptophyta, Magnoliopsida, Poales, Poaceae. The record is from RefSeq and is a predicted model, not a curated record. Gene Ontology annotation, biological process: iron-sulfur cluster assembly.